Molecule: messenger RNA, 649 nt
Organism: Juglans microcarpa x Juglans regia
Lineage: Eukaryota; Viridiplantae; Streptophyta; Magnoliopsida; Fagales; Juglandaceae
Product: LYR motif-containing protein 4
Exons: 1
Coding region: 155-442 (95 amino acids)
Biological process (GO): iron-sulfur cluster assembly
Source: RefSeq, a predicted model, not a curated record
GUCAAUUGUUUCUUUUACAAUCUUAUCUUCUAGGCCGUCCAAGUUUGGGUUGCUUCGGGGUUAGGCCCAGCCCAAAAAGAAGGAAAGCGAGCCUACAUUAAUCUCUAUAUGUAUCUCUCUCUCUCUCUCUCUCUGUAAAAUCAGUGGAGAAUUAAUGGCGGCGGCGGCAGCAGCAAGAGGGGUCCCGACAAGGUCGGAGGUGCUAUGGCUGUUCCGGUCUCUUCUACGCACGGCCCGGCAGUUCAGUGAUUACAACAUCAGGGAGUACACUAAGCGCCGAACCAUUGACGGGUUCCGCCUCAACCGGACCCUGUCCGACCCGGAUUCGAUCACCUCCGCCUUCUCCGACGGCAAGGCCCAGCUCGAGGUUGCGAAGAGACAGUCCAUCAUCUACUCCCUCUACGCCCCCAAGGUCAAGAGCAUCAUGGACCUCGAAUCAUGAAAACCCCCAUAAGUUAUGAUUCUAUCUUGUUGCAGCUCUCGAGGACAGUUGCCUUUUAAUUUAUUGUUGUAUUUAUGUAUUAAUUUAUGGGUUCUGACUUGGGAUUUAUGGAGGUUUAGGAAAUAACUGGAUUUUGAGUUUCGGUUAUUGCCAUGCUUUUUUUAGUAAGUAAUAAUUUCUAUGGUUUUUAUGGCCUUGAUAGCUUAA